UUUUACUUUUGUACUUGCGAAAAAUACUUUCAGUUUGAUAAUUUAUCGGAUCUGAGGCCAAAAAUGUUGAUCAGGAUAUCCCUCAUUUUGGAUUAAGGUUGUAACCUAAUGGAGAAUGAGUGAAGCACUGUGAAUAUUUUCUAGGUACAGUGUACAUUAAUUAUUGUAUGUAUUACUCGGCCAUUAUGUUCUGCACCCUGAUUGGCUGUAGACCAUUGUCAAUCAAUCUCCUUUGUUCCAUUUUCUGUGGAAAUGGUGGUCAAUAGUCUUGUGGUGUAAUAGUCGCUAGCAAUAUCGCUAACUGUGUGAGCUGCUUGCCACCCAACAAUCAACAACAGAAGAAGAAUAGGAAGAUAACCAUCUUAAUCUUCGGUUCAAGGACUAGGAUGAGGAGGAUGACAACAGGUGCAGUUUGUAUUAACAAGGAUACAAAAACGCUACAGCCGAAUGGUGCCAGGACGCGGCAUGGUCAGAUGAGUAAAUACGUGUGAGUCACUUAAUAAUUUCUUGCGUCCAACCAACUAGAUUCAUCAUUAAAACACUGAAGUUCGACAAAUUAAGAAAACUGGUAGACCAAGGCCAGAAUUCUGUGUGCUCCACUCGUAAAUGUGAGUCAGCUCGCCCGAAUGUAACCCUCUUUUUCCUGCAUCAGAGUAGGCCAUAGAGGGCCUGGAGAGUGAUGGAGGAUUGAUUGUUCUUUUUUUUUUUUUGGAGGAUCAAUUGAGCAUUGGAACUGCACAGACUAUUUGGUGCAUGUGGGUGCCUUCCUGAUUUAAAACGAGAACUUUUUAAUUUUCAAACAUGCCAUUUAACUCAAGUUUAACUCAAGUUUGUUGCCACAGGCCAGUUUUACUCUGAGAUUCUUCUUUGGGUUGGAUAAAUGAAUAAGUACUCGUGUUUAGGCCCCUCCCAUCUGUCGAUUUAUGUUUACAUCAAUAUGUAUCCGUGUGUGUGUGUGUUGGCGAUAUGAGCGAGGACAGCAGAGAGAACUGUGUGUACAGAAUAAAUAUUGGUACAAACCAAGUCAGCGAGAGUGCUGCACACUGGAUGCUAUCUUCCAAAGCAACAGUUCCUGAGUAAGAACGAAGACACCACCGUGACGAGGACGAACGACUGCUCUCAUGUGCAUGAACGAGGACUGAUUAUAGGGAGGCGGGAGUAGAAGGCCAUGAGUCUGUGAGUCCGACGAAGGCAAAGAGGGGGAGACUCUGCCGGGCUAAUGUGUGACAGGAAGAGCUCCAGGAAGCACGCAGGGAAGAGGGAGUCAUCCUCUCGCUCCGCCGAAUCAUCUGGCUCGCGCUCGGCGGAAGCAGUCGAGGUUCCCAUAGUCAUCCCAGAUGUGAAGGAGUUUCUUGCCAAAGCCAAAGAAGAUUUUCUAAAGAAAUGGGAGAAUCCAGCACAGCAAACUGCAGCUUUGGACCACUUUGAGCGUAUAAAGACUUUAGGCACCGGUUCCUUUGGCAGAGUCAUGCUGGUUAAGCACAAAGAAUCAGGCCUGCACUUUGCUAUGAAAAUACUUGACAAACAAAAGGUGGUGAAGCUGAAGCAGAUCGAGCACACGUUGAAUGAGAAACGUAUCCUGCAGGCAGUUAACUUUCCUUUCCUUGUGCGACUGGAGCAUUCUUUUAAGGACAACAGUAAUCUCUAUAUGAUAAUGGAGUACGUUCCCGGAGGUGAAAUGUUCUCACAUUUGAGGAGAAUCGGUAGAUUCAGCGAACCACACGCCCGCUUCUACGCAGCACAGAUUGUACUGACCUUUGAGUAUCUUCACUCACUGGACCUCAUCUACAGAGAUCUGAAGCCAGAGAACCUGCUCAUCGACCAGCAGGGUUACAUUCAGGUUACAGAUUUUGGCUUUGCGAAAAGAGUGAAAGGUCGAACCUGGACGCUCUGCGGAACCCCUGAGUACCUGGCACCAGAGAUCAUCCUAAGUAAAGGCUACAAUAAAGCUGUAGACUGGUGGGCUCUGGGGGUGCUCAUAUACGAGAUGGCUGCCGGGUAUCCCCCCUUCUUUGCAGACCAGCCCAUCCAAAUUUAUGAGAAGAUUGUAUCAGGAAAGGUCCGCUUUCCUUCCCACUUCAGCACGGACCUGAAGGACUUGUUGAGAAACCUGCUUCAGGUGGACCUCACCAAGCGCUUCGGCAACCUCAGGAACGGCGUCAACGACAUCAAGGGCCACAGGUGGUUCACCACCACCGACUGGAUCGCCAUCUAUCAGAGGAAGGUUGAAGCCCCCUUCAUCCCCAAGUGCAGAGGCCCCGGCGACACCAGCAACUUUGAUGACUACGACGAGGAGGAGAUCCGAGUGUCCAUCGCUGAGAAGUGCACCAAGGAGUUCGCCGAGUUCUAGGUUCCAUCCGCAGAUUUAGAUUGGGGGAGGGAGUGUUUUUGGGGGGGAGGGUGUUGAUUGGACUGCUUAUAUUUGUGUUACAUCCCUCCCCCUACCCCACUCGCCGUAACAUCCCCGCCUCUUGACGGGGAGGCACGGCCAAGCAAUGAGGAAACAUCCAGCAGAACCAGCAGCGUUGCCUUCUUCUCCUGUUUUUUUUUUUUUUUCCUCAGCUGUUACCUGUUCACCUCUUCAUCCCCACUCGCCAACCGAGUCAAAGGUCCUUUAGCUAAACUCGUAUCUCGGCGGUCGUCGCACAGCGUCGAGGCAGCCAUGUUGUUAAGGUACCCUUUUUUUUUUUGGAUUGUAGUGUCUUGUUCAUGACCUCUCACCGCCGCUCCCAUCCCGAGCAAUACCGAGUCCCAACAGAUUGUGCCUAUCGCCGUGCCAACCGGCGCUGAGCUUUAGUCGCUACAUGUGAGAAAGAUUUAUCAUAUUUGCUAUUUUUGGGGGGGGGUUGCAUCUCACGUCCCUCCUUCAUCUAACUGGUGAUCAUUUUGUCCUGUUUGUGUUAUUUAGUGUUGAGUUAAAAAGGUGCAUAGCCACACUUCUUAAUCUUUACAUACACGGGUGCAUCUCAACAAAUUUGCAAUAUAGAAAAAGCUAUUUGAUUUCAUGAGUUCAAUUCAAACUAAGCGUUUUGCAGUUAAUUAGCAGAUUAGCGCGCCAAUCAGUAGUUUUCACAAUUUAUUCAAAUAUUAGAUAACGAAUUUGGGGUCUUUAUUAGCUCUAUGCUAUAAUCAUCAAAAUUAUUAAAUUAAGAAAUACAUUUUUGCAGCACGGCGGUCGAGUGGUUAGCACACAGACCUCACAGCUAGGAGACCAGGGUUCAAUUCCACCCUCGGCCAUCUCUGUGUGGAGUUUGCAUGUUUCCAAAAACAUGCUACGUUAAUUGGCGACUCCAAAUUGUCCAUAGGUAUGAAUGUGAGUGUGAAUGGUUGUUUGUCUAUAUGUGCCCUGUGAUUGGCUGGCGACCAGUCCAGGGUGUACCCCGCCUCUCGCCCGAAGACAGCUGGGAUAGGCUCCAGCACCCCCGCGACCCUCGUGAGGAAAAAGCGGUAGAAAAUGAAUGAAUGAAUGAAUGAAUACAUUUUUGAUUUAUUACAUUUUAUGUGUAGUCGGAUUGAGCUACUGAAAUACAUAAAUUGAUAUUCUAAUAUUUUGAGAUGCACCAGUCUCCAUCCAUUUUGGCAUCGCUGUGAGUUUAGAAAUAAAGUUAAUUCUACCCAGUUUGCAAACAUCAUCACAAAGUUUUGUAUAUACUGCGUCAUUGGUGUGCAACCUGCAGCCCAUGGGUCAUGUAUAGCACACGAGAGAACAGUCCAACCUGCCAUGCAAAUCUAAUCCCCCCCACCCACAUGUAUCUGUGCGCCCCCUAAUGGAAUUUAGAGGAGUGUCGAGUUAAGACAUCUUAUUUAUUUGUAUUUUGGUUGCAAGACAAUCACAGACCAAUGCUGAUCUCAAUGCUGGUUUGUGGGUUUGUGGACUCAAAUUCUGUAUUUUUUUUUUUUUCUUGAAGGUCGUACGCUUGCGCCUGACGCCCCCCCCCCCCCCCCCACACACACACACACACACACUCUUACACCCCCUCCUUCUCCACAUGAGGCCCGAGGUGCUAGACUUUGUGUCCGAGUGUUUUUUGUUUUUUUUUGAUGUGACGCUCCCAUUUUUUUCUUUAAAAAAAAACACAAAAAAGAAUGUGAUUCAUUUCAAUGCAGGCUCCAGUAAUUAAUUGUAAUGUAAAGGCUGAAUGACUUUUUUUUUUUGGAUGUCUUGACUUGGCUGUUGAAUGUGUAUUUUUUUUUUUUUUUGUUCUUAAUCCGGUGAUCUUUUGUUUUCUUUCAUACCAAAACAGCAAGCUAACUCCCACACUCUGACCUGUCAUCAUUCUGCAACAGUUUGUGCCCUUUGACCUUUUCAGUGAGUCAAAGCAUUGCAUUAAAGAAUGGAUCUCCAACACAUGUAUUGUGUUGAGUAGAGCACGUGUAACGUGGUCCCAUAGCAGUGCUUUUAUUUUUGCGUCCUACAUGCCUCUUUGUCAUUUAGCGCAAUUUGUUUUAUUUCUAUAUAAAUUAUAUAUAUAUAUAUCUCAAACACUCAAAAUAAGUGAUCACGAUAUAGUUUUUUCUCCUGUCUUUGCCUUCUUCUAACAUUGCAACAUUCAAACAUAACACUUUUUACAUCAGAGACAUUUUAGGUUCAUAUUUUCUAAUUGUAUUUUCAAAAAAAAAAAAAACUAUUCAAAGAUUAAAAAAAAAAAAAGAAAAACAUCUAUUCUUUUUUUUUUUCUCAUGACCUGGGUACAGUGAUUGUGUAGUCUCAUGUACCUUUUGGGGGGAACAAUACUGUAUAAUAUUAUUAAUAUGCCUUUACAGUCUUAACUAUCUUACCUUCUGGAGAACUUGACAGAUACCCUUAGAACACAAUGAGUAUGUUAAAAGAAAGUGUGUGUAUGUAUGUAUAUAUAUAUAUAUAUAUAUAUAUAUAUAUAUACACACACACACACGCAUAAGAUAUUUUGCAAAAAUGUAUCAUUCCAAUAAAGUUUUACUUGUUAAGACUAA
Doryrhamphus excisus (bluestripe pipefish) is the source of this 4953-nucleotide messenger RNA. It is a transcript of the gene prkacaa, whose product is annotated as protein kinase, cAMP-dependent, catalytic, alpha, genome duplicate a. Gene Ontology annotation, molecular function: ATP binding; cAMP-dependent protein kinase activity; protein kinase A regulatory subunit binding. Gene Ontology annotation, cellular component: cytosol; cAMP-dependent protein kinase complex; nucleus. The record is from RefSeq and is a predicted model, not a curated record. Gene Ontology annotation, biological process: protein phosphorylation. Lineage: Eukaryota; Metazoa; Chordata; Actinopteri; Syngnathiformes; Syngnathidae.